Pelodiscus sinensis (Chinese soft-shelled turtle) is the source of this 7256-nucleotide messenger RNA. NCBI's taxonomy places the organism in Eukaryota, Metazoa, Chordata, Testudines, Trionychidae. The record is from RefSeq and is a predicted model, not a curated record.
CAGGGGGAAGAGGAGGCUGCUACGUUCCUGUGCAGAGGCGGCAUCACCCCCGUACGGGCGCGGAGUUCGUCAUCACCGUCCUCUACCGCGUCGGGGUUUGGUCCGUUUGGGUUGGUCUUUUGUACGUGAGCGGGGCCUUGGGAAGAAGAAUCAUGUAAAUCACAAUUCUAGGAGGUGCCAUAAGAAGAUGGGGGAUGCUGCAGACAGCAAGGAAAUGAGAAAGACUUUCAUUGUUCCUGCCAUCAAACCUUUUGACCAUUAUGAUUUCACCAGAGCCAAAAUCGCCUGUAAUCUAGCGUGGCUGGUGGCCAAAGCCUUUGGGACAGAAAAUGUUCCAGAGGAAUUGCGAGAACCAUUUUACACAGAUCAGUAUGACCAGGAACACAUUAAGCCACCUGUUGUUAACUUGCUGCUAUCUGCUGAACUCUAUUGUCGUGCUGGAAGUCUUAUUCUCAAGAGUGAUGCUGCAAAACCACUUGUGGGUCAUGAUGCAGUUAUCCAGGCCUUGGCACAGAAAGGUCUUUAUGUCACUGACCAAGAGAAGUUAGUAACUGAAAGAGAUCUGCACAAGAAACCCAUUCAGAUGAGUGCCCAUCUGGCAAUGGUUGAUACCCUGAUGAUGGCAUAUACAGCAGAGAUGGUCAGUGUUGAAAAGGUGAUUGCAUGUGUUCAGCAGUAUUCAGCCUUCUUCCAAGCUACAGAACUUCCCUAUGAUAUUGAGGAUGCUGUCAUGUACUGGAUAAAUAAGAUAAAUGAACAUUUGAAAGACAUUAUGGAACAGGAACAAAAAUUAAAAGAGCAUCAUGGUAUAGAAACUCCAGGAGGUCAAAAGUCUCCUACCAAAUGGUUUUGGAAACUGGUUCCUGCUCGUUACAGAAAGGAGCAAACAUUGCUUAAGCAGCUGCCCUGCAUUCCACUGGUAGAAAAUCUGCUGAAGGAUGGUACAGAUGGUUGUGCUUUAGCAGCUCUGAUCCACUUCUACUGUCCUGAAAUUGUCAAAUUGGAGGAUAUUUGUUUGAAGGAGACCAUGUCAUUGGCUGAUAGCUUAUACAAUCUACAGCUCAUUCAAGAAUUUUGUCAGGAAUAUUUGAACCAGUGUUGCCAUUUCAAUCUGGAAGAUAUGCUAUAUGCUGCUUCUUCAGUAAAGAGUAAUUAUUUGGUGUUCAUGGCAGAACUUUUCUGGUGGUUUGAAGUGGUGAAGCCCUCAUUUGUACAGCCACGUGUUGUCAUUAAUCCCCAAGCUGAACCUGUGAAAGAUGCAUCUUCUGUUCCUAUUUUGAAUGCUAAUAGAAGAAAUGUUAUGGAUAGUUCAUGUGGUUCUGACUUUAUAGCCAGUGUGGAGGGGCCAACUUUUACACCAUCUCAUCAACUUCUACCUGUUAGGCAUACAUACCAUCAGCCUUAUUCAGCUGCUCCAGGUGUCAUUAAAAGGUCCACAUCUAUGUCUUAUGUGGAUGGAUAUGUAGGAACCUGGCCCAAAGAGAAAAGAUCUUCGGUGCAUGGAGUUUCAUUUGACAUCCCUUUUGAUAAUGAAAACAGCAUUAAUAUAUCUACUCCAAACAGAGGAAUUACUAGAUCUGUUAGUAAUGAGGGCCUUAUGCUAAAUAUCAACCGCAUGCCCAAACACAUUAGGAAAAACCUGUCCUUCAAGCCAGUAAAUGGAGAAGAGGAAACACAAGAUAUUGAAGAAGAGAAGGACAUAAUAUCUCAUAAUGAACCAAAGGCCAACAUGCCUCUUAACAUAAAUGAAAGGAAUGCCAAUGAAAACCGCCAAUAUAAGCUUCCAAAUGGAGCUCUGCAAAACAGGGCAGUUAUGGAUGAUUUUGGCAAUCAACUUGAGACUCCAAGCAUUGAAGAGGCUUUGCAGAUAAUUCAUGAUACUGAAAAAUCUCCUAAUGUUAUCCAGCCAGACCAAAUUACAAAUGGGUUCUUUCUUCAUAACCAGGAAAUUAGCAUCUUGAAUUCAAAUGUUAAACUAAACCAGCCUAAUCCUGAUAUCAUUACAGACACAAAAGUUGCUCUAAGUCCUGUGACUGACAAUACUGAAGCGGACACUGGAAUACACGUUCCUUCAGAAGAUAUUCCAGAAACUAUGGAUGAAGAUUCUUCUUUGAGAGAUUAUACUGUAAGCAUGGACUCUGACAUGGAAGACCCACCGAAAUGCCUUCAAGAUUAUGAUGUACGAGCUAGCAACCACAGGGAGCUAUUAAGUCCCUGUCCAAGCUCAAUAAGUACCAAAUCACAAGCUGGGAGCAGUGCUUCUUCAAGCUCAGGAGUCAAAAUGACUAGCUUUGCAGAGCAGAAAUUCAGGAAAUUGAAUAACCCGGAUAGUAGAAGUAGUGGAAGCAGUUCUCAGAAAACUACCCCUGAAGGCUCUGAGUUGAAUAUUCCUCAUGUCGUUGCUUGGACUCAUAUACCUGAGGAAACAUCUCUUCCUCAAGGAAGAGACACUACACAAUUGCUCGCUUCAGAAAUGGUCCAUCUUAGGAUGAAGCUAGAGGAAAAGAGGAGAGCCAUAGAAGCACAGAAGAAGAAAAUGGAAGCUGCUUUUACUAAGCAGAGGCAGAAAAUGGGAAGGACAGCAUUCCUAAAUGUAGUGAAAAAGAAAGGUGAUGGAAUAUCACCUCUUCGAGAAGAAGCAGCCGGAGCUGAAGAUGAAAAAGUAUUCACUGAAAGUAACAGAUUGAAAGAAAAUGACGCACAAAAACCAGUUGAACAGAUUAGUAAGACUAAAGAGGUAAUAAAGGAAAGUGCUGAAAAUUCUCAGACCAAGUGGUUAAAGUCCCCUAGCAUGGCUACGGAUGCUGAAAAGCAAUGGAAUUUAGCAAGCCCCUCAGAGGAAACCUUAAAUGAAGGGGAUAUUUUAGAAUACACAAAAUCUAUUGAAAAGCUAAAUGCUUCUCUACAUUUUCUACAGCAGGAAAUGCAACGCCUGUCCCUUCAGCAAGAGAUGCUGAUGCAAAUGAGGGAGCAGCAGGCCUGGGUUAUUUCACCUCCUCAACCUUCACCUCAGAAACAAAUUCGGGAGCUUAAAUCUUCGAGGCAAACAGGAUCAGCGUCUCCCAUUGCAUCAUUUGCUUUGGAAUCACCUCGUCCUACUCAUCAAUCACCACAGUCUUCUAAUAGGAAGAAUGCCUCUUUUCCUGUAAAAAUGCAAAGGACUCCUAGGCCAAAUGAACUGAAAAUAAUACCUUUUAAUCGCACUUUGACUGCUCCACGCUCUGUGGAUAGUCUUCCUCGUUUGAGAAGAUUUUCUCCAAGUCAGGUUCCCAUUCAGACUAGAUCAUUUGUGUGUUUUGGAGAUGAUGGAGAACGUAAUUCUGAACCUCAAUCAAAAAGGAAUCUUCCGAAAGAAGUCAAAUCUACAGAGGAUGUAGCAAAAGAGCAACAACAAAAAGGGACUUUGGAAAAAUGUGAACAAAAAAUGAAGGAAAGGGAGAUCAAGCCUUUUGAAUCUAAGGUUUCUGAAGUAUUAUCCCAGCCCAUCACAGAAACUGUCUGUCUCACCCCAAAUGAAGAUCAGCUAAGCCAACCUGGUUUGCCAACAACGAUUCCUAAAACAGCUAACCUAAUUGAAGUUUCCCUCUCAGAUUUGAAACCACCAGAAAAGGCUGAAGUAUCUGUUGAGAAAUAUGAAGGUGAGAGUGAUAGAGAACAAUUCGAGGAUGACCAAAAAGUGUGUUGUGGAUUCUUUUUUAAGGAUGAUCAAAAGGCAGAAAAUGACAUGGCAGUGAAACGGGCAGCAUUAUUACUUCGAAAGCAGCAGUUGGAAGCAGAACUAGAACACAAGAAAGAAGAGACAAGAACUAGAACACAAGAAAGAAGGCAAAAAAAAGAAGAUGAAAGAGCACGUAGAGAAUUUAUUAAACAAGAAUAUAUGAGACGGAAACAGUUGAAGCUCAUGGAAGAAAUGGAUAUUAUAAUAAAGCCACGCCCACACUCAUCUAAACAAAAAAAGCCACGUCCAAAAUCUAUUCAUAGAGAUCAUAUUGAAUCACCCAAAACUCCAGUAAAAGGUCCACCAGUAUCUAGUCUUUCAUUGGCAUCACUGAACACAGGAGACAAUGAUAGCGUGCAAUCAGGCAAGAGAACGCCAAGGUCUGAGUCUGUGGAAGGAUUCUUAUCUCCAAGUCGUUGUGGUAGUCGCAAUGGGGAAAAAGAUUGGGAAAAUGCAUCUACAACUUCUUCAGUGGCCUCUGCUACAGAAUACACAGGCCCUAAACUCUAUAAAGAACCCAGUGCAAAAUCCAAUAAGCAUAUUAUUCAGAAUGCUCUGGCACAUUGUUGCUUGGCUGGAAAAGUAAAUGAAGGUCAGAAGAAAAAAAUACUGGAGGAAAUGGAGAAAUCUGAUGCCAAUAACUUCUUAAUCCUAUUCCGGGAUUCAGGCUGCCAGUUCAGAUCUCUGUAUACAUACUGCCCUGACACUGAAGAAAUCAAUAAGCUGACUGGGAUAGGCCCCAAAUCAAUCACAAAGAAAAUGAUAGAGGGACUAUAUAAAUACAACUCUGACAGGAAACAGUUUAGUCACAUACCGGCUAAAACGCUGUCUGCCAGUGUUGAUGCAAUUACCAUUCACAGCCAUUUGUGGCAAACCAAGAGACCAGUAACUCCUAAAAAACUUUUACCUACCAAGGCAUAGUAGAGGGGGAAAAUAUUUGCUUCAGACAUUUGUGGUAAAAUUGCACUUCAUCUUUACUGCCUAUAGAAAAUAGGUUUCUAGUUGCAACAAGACUUACAGAACUUGAAAUUGGACAAGCUCUUAUGCACAACUGGAAUGUAAACAGUAUUUAGGAGUACUUUAGAAGACUUGUCACUUAAGUGAUACAACUACAAGUGAUAAUGGAAAUGUAUGAUUCAUGUUUGGAAAUUAUGUGCUAAUACAGACUGUAGGGUACAUUUGCUCUAUAUUUUGAUUAGAUAAGCACUGAAUGUUUAUCUGCAGUGACUGAAAACAUUUUUUACAUUUGUUGCCUUAUGUGUUUGUGCUUGUCUUGAAAUUUAAUUUUCUUGCUGUUUUUUCCUUCACUUUUCUUAAUAUUAUUUUCAAUGUCAUUGAAUUUUACUAAUGGAUCCUAUCCUGAAAUACAAACAAAAAGGUGGUUUAUUAUGAGGUACAGAAUAUUUUGUGAUCAUUCUAAGACAUCCUGGUCUUUUUCUGAAAGACCCUCAUUGUAUGUUCUCAUGAUUACAGAAACAUUCAUCACACUGUAUUUCCAGUUCCAUUUCAACUGGUUUGUUUAUUUUUUAAACUAAAUAUUAAGGGAAUUCUUUGAGCUGCUUAAAGUGACAUUUCCUUCAGAUUAAAUUAUUAUUUAGUAACUAAAAUAUUCAGGAGUCACAAAAUUCACUAAGUAAAUCUGUUCUUUUCACCUUAGUUCUACCCAACUCUUCCUUAAACAAUUUUUGCUGUGGAUAGACAGACAUCCAUUACAGGUUUCAGUCUGUCCAGCUUUCUAAAAAGCAAAUCACUUUUUUACAUACUCUGACAGAUGACAUUUAAAGAAUUUCUUAUCCAUUCAAUAUAACUAUGGCGAAGAACGUAGUUGAUAUUUCAGGUUUAUAACAAUAGAAACACUUUUGAAAAUAGCCAAUGGAACUUAUUUCAGUUUUAUUUACAAAUGGGUGCAGUAUUAUUUACAACUUAUUAUUUCAUAAGUGUUUCAUUAUUUUAUAUGUCAUUAUUGUGCUUAAUGUUUUUCUUUUGUAUAAUUAUUUUCAGUGUAGCACUGUUCCGAAAAAACUACAAACUUGAAACCUCCCCCAAAUCUGUGGUUUUUUGGCAUUGUGUACCAGAGGAUUAGUUGGUGGGAGGGGGACAAACUCAUUCUCAGGAAAAGAUUUGAAUGAUUUAUGAUCCUGUUCUGUUUGUGUUGUGACAACUGUGUAAGCAUAAGGACAGUAUUGUACUUAUAACUAUGUAAGUCAUUCUGUUUCAUGGGGAGUAGAGACUAAAAUUAUAUAUUUCUCUCAUUGAACUUCUUAGAGAGAAAUAAUGCCUCACUACUAUGAUGUAUUCAUUUACUUAAAGAUUCACAGGAAUGAGAUGUCUUUAAACAGUUUAGAACAGUACUUUUUUAAUUAUUAUAAGGCCUUAGGCAUAAAUGCAUUGGGUUGUUUAUCAACUUUUUCUCAAAUGGUGUCAAUAUUUUACUAUAAUUUAUGUUCUUAUAUUUAUGUAUAUUUGUUAAAACUGUAAAAAAGAACACUUUAAAAAACAUGUUAAAGUUGUAUGUGGCUCAAAACUACUUGUGGCUAGCUGAUUCCUAUUGUUUGCAUGUAUAUGAUCAGGAUAAGUAACUCUUAUUUCAAGUGUAUACAGAUUGUGUAUAUAUUAUAUAAAUAUUAAAUAUGGGUGGGGAGGGUUUGCACAUUCUGCCUGCUAGAUAGCUCAAACAACUACUGUUAUAUGAACUUGUGUAUAUUAAACAUUAGUUUAAGAAAAGUCAAUGCUGGAGUAAAGUGCCAAUGGAUGGAAUUAACAGAUGUGGAUAUGAUGAAUACAUCUAUGAAGAUUUAUUUAUCAUGAGAGGCUUUUUUUUUCCCUAAAACCGAUCAAGGAUUUGACUGAAGACUUGCACUUCUCACUAAUACAUGCACAUCCAUUUUAAAAUACAUGCCAGGGGGAUUAUUUGAAAUAUGGCAGUGUAUUAUGUUCAUAUUUGUCUACAGGUUAAAAGAUGUGCAAUGUCUAUAGGUAGAAUAUGAACAACGCAACUGAAAAGUUAAUUGCUCACAAUUUAAAAUUUUACUCAAUACAGGAAAAGUGAAGAUGGAUGCUUUUUCUUUUUAAGCCUAUAAAUUUUCUAAUUACAGUGUAUCUUUGGUUGGGGUCAUGUUUAAAAAAAUAUAAAAGGAAAAAAAUUCAUAAAGGCUAUCGUUUAUCAUUGAUUUUUUUCACAACACACUGGUGCUUUAUUAUUGUUGUUUCUAUGACUGAAUUUGCCAAACAUUCAUCUUAGUUUCCAGACCAAAAUUCAAAUUAUAACAGUCAUAAUAGCUACUGAAACCAUUUUUAAAAUUUUAGUAUGACUGUUUUUAUCACUUGGCUGUUUAAAGCCAAAUUCAGCUAUUUAAUUAUGAUUUAAUGGGCACUGUUGAGAAAUGUACAGUGUAUUGUGUGCUUACUUGUCCACUUCUAUGGAUCACUGCUUCCAUAUUUUUUCAAAUAGUGUGCUGUACAAUAUUGUCGUAUUGCUACUUACGUGGUACAGUGUAGUUUUUCCUUUAAGUUGAAUAAAAGCAUGACACCAAAAUGA